AUGUUUCGAGCUUCUUCGUUAUCAUCACAAAUUCAUACGAGAAAAUUCUUACUGGCUAAUUUAUCUCGUAAUAUAUUACAAAGUAAUUUACAUAGAGAUAACAAGAAUUCGGAGGUAAUUCCAAUACGAACGAAUUACACAUCAAGUACCAAUUCACAAAUAUCAAAUUUGGAAAAAUGUACACUUGCAGUUUCAUCAGCAUUAACAGCAUUUUGUGAUCCCGGUAGAGGAGACAUGAUAGCGACAUUGGGAGAAACAACAGGAUCGAUAUUUAUCAAUAGAAUGAGAGAUCACAUGUUACGAGACAAAACGGGACGAAGGAUUCUACAGGAACGUCCACGAAUCCAUUCAAGUACGAUAGACAUACCAUAUUUAAGUUCUUUACCAUUAGGUACAUUUGGUAAAGAAUACACAAAUUUCUUAGAUGGACAAAAUGUAACACCAGAUACAAGAGUUAAAGUACAAUAUAUUUAUGAUGAUGAAUUAGCUUAUGUUAUGCAAAGGUACCGAGAAUGUCAUGACUUUUUCCAUGCUUUGACCAAAUUACCCGCUAAUGUUGAAGGUGAAUUGGCAUUAAAAUGGUUUGAACUUGCUCAAACUGGAAUGCCUAUGACUUUAUUGAGUUCUAUUUUUGGUCCUUUAAAACUUUCUUCAAAGGAAAGAGAGAGAUUGUUUAAAAAAUAUGUUCCUUGGGCUCUACAAUGUGGAUCUCAAUGUAAAUUUUUGUUGAAUGUUUAUUACGAAGAACAUUGGAAUAAAAAUAUUGAUGAAAUGAGAAAUGAGCUUGGAAUUUAUCUUGUAGAUUAA
Molecule: messenger RNA, 807 nt
Organism: Funneliformis mosseae
Lineage: Eukaryota; Fungi; Glomeromycota; Glomeromycetes; Glomerales; Glomeraceae
Source: the annotation of a GenBank genome assembly